CCCUAAUGUCCUAUACUUCUUUUGGUAGAGAAAAGAUAUUUGCCUUUAAAAAAAAAAAAAAACCUCAAUAUUUAGAAAACCAGUUCAGUAACUUUAUGUUGAUAACCAACCCUCAAUUAUUGCAAAUAGUGAGUUUUAUAGUUAAAUAGAAAGGAGUCAUCAGAAGCAGUUAAUUUACAGUCAUCCAAAAGUCUAAAGAAAGGCCAUGGAUGUGGAUUCACAGUACACCCCUGGAAAGAUAAGUAUCUCUGAAAGGUCCAUCCUUUCAGGAAAAAAGGCUGUUGAGAAUACAGAUUACCCACACUACUAUAAUCUCUUAAGGAAAAUGAACAUGCCUUUUGUGAAGGGAGUUGAAGACAGACAUAACUAUGGCAGAAUUGAAAAGAAAUGCAACCCUACUUUUCUUAAAUUUCACCCCUAUCCCCCGUCAGUCUUGCCGGACUACCAUUUACACUAUCCUUAUCCCCCACCAUAUGGGCGAGAUUAUCCGUUAUUUCCACUUCGGGAUGAUGUGCCCUUGGGUGAUUCCUGUUCAGGGUUUUUGAGUCCUGGUGGUGAUGCUGACUUAAAGCCUGGCAUUGGCAGAACCAUACCAAGUCUAGUGGACUUCAGUGAUGUGAAACCACAACAUCGAGUUCCCAGACCAGACACAGGAUUUCAAACAACACUGAAAAGACAAACCAUUUUAUUAGAAGAACUAAAACAGGACAGGAGAUGGAAUUCCAGGGCAAUACCAGACAUUUCUAUCAGAGCAAGACUUGGAGGUUGGACAAGCCCACUGAAAGUCACUCCUCUACCACCUCGUCAUGAAGUAUGCUCAAUCAGUCACAUGUAUGCCUUUGAUGAAGAAUCAACGUGUACGGAGGAUGGGGAACCGCUUUUACAACCAGACAGAAAAUACAGUUCAAAGGACUCAUUUUACAAGUCCUCGACUCAAAAAGCCUAUGAAGUUGUUCCUUGGGACAAGAUGCUACCACCAAAACUCGAUCCAGAGGAAACAACAGUGGAAAAAGCUGCUGACCUGAUUUCACAGUGUUUUACACUGAAGAGAUAUGAAGGGACCCCAGCAAUAACCCAGGUGGUUGGUGGACUCUGGGACAGAUUUCAAACAAGAUCCUUCUCGACACCGGUCAAGCCCAUUACUUUCGCGAGUCCAAGUUCCAGAAGCAAAUACAUUCCUCUUUAUACUGGUUACGUGCAGUCCACAAAUGCUGAUGACGUGGAUGACCCCUUUGGAGACAUCACAUCUGUCACCAAGCCUCGGAGCUCUAAAACACUCUAUACAAACACAAGUCGCUGCCCGUGCUGGAUAAACUUCGCAUGGAAGCUGCCUGUCGUCUUGGCCCUUUCCUCGCCGCUGGUGUAUGAACAAUGGCUGCGGCCACCCCUCUCCCUCCCGAACACACACGAUAAGCUGAGGUUCCAGCACCAACAGGACACUAGGAGCUCAAGUCCACAAAGACCGGCUCUGCCAAUAUUCCAGGAUACACCGGGAAGGUUCAUUUCACAGCCAGACAGCCUGCCAAUUCUGACAUUCCAUCAACAACCCCAUCACCGGACUCAGAAGUUCACCGCAUCUUACGGAAAGAAAUGAAGGUUGAUGUCUUCCGUCACCAGGCACCGCUGUCUCAAAUGGUCACAAAUGUAAAACCCUACAAUCCCUUCAAU
Mustela erminea (ermine) is the source of this 1668-nucleotide messenger RNA. It is a transcript of the gene SPMIP7, whose product is annotated as spermatogenesis associated 48. The coding region runs from base 206 to 1594 and encodes 462 amino acids. The record is from RefSeq and is a predicted model, not a curated record. Lineage: Eukaryota; Metazoa; Chordata; Mammalia; Carnivora; Mustelidae. The transcript is spliced from 10 exons.